This is a messenger RNA of Papaver somniferum (opium poppy), 699 nucleotides long. Its product is annotated as UDP-glycosyltransferase 91C1-like. Bases 1 to 699 code for a protein of 232 amino acids. NCBI's taxonomy places the organism in Eukaryota, Viridiplantae, Streptophyta, Magnoliopsida, Ranunculales, Papaveraceae. The record is from RefSeq and is a predicted model, not a curated record. The transcript is spliced from 2 exons.
AUGGAGAUUAAAGAAAAUCAACACCACAUAAUGUUGUUUCCAUGGUUAGCAUUCGGUCAUGUUAUACCAUUUCUAGAGUUGUCUAAGAGUUUAGCUUCAAAAGGUUGUGAAGCAACUGUUGAUUUAAAAGAUGAAGAGAAAACUCAGUAUCUUAAGAAAGCGUAUGAUGAAUUACAAGCGCCAGUGGAACUGCUUUUAAUCCGGUUCAAACCAGAUUUGAUAAUAUAUGAUCUUAUCAAUUGCUGGAUACCUGACGUAGGAACUAAAAUUAAUAUUCCUACUGCUUUUUUCAGUGUGUAUUCAACCCCAAUGCUUGCCUAUGCUGGACCACCAUCGGAAGACAAAGAAUCAAAUAGCAAUCACCGACGAACCCCUCAGGAUUUUGUGCAAGUACCGGGAUGGAUUUCUUUUGCUUCGACUGUUUCAUAUCGACUCCAUGAAGCUAUUAUUAUGAGCAAACAUAUUAACAAUCCAGACAUAACUGGACUGUCCACAAGUCAAAGACAUGCAAAAGCUGUGCGAGGUUGUAACUUCAUUUUAGCAAGAAGCUGUAUAGAAUUUGGUGGAGACUAUUUGAAUCUACUCGGAGAUUUCUACCAGAAACCUGUUAUUCCAAUUGGUUUGCUACCACCUCCUGCACAGAGUUUGGCGACGAAGGCUUCUGAUAAUUCAGCUAAGAGUUCUGAUUCUGAAAUAUGA